Messenger RNA from Ciona intestinalis (vase tunicate), 865 nucleotides. Lineage: Eukaryota; Metazoa; Chordata; Ascidiacea; Phlebobranchia; Cionidae. The record is from RefSeq and is a predicted model, not a curated record.
UAUCAUGUAUACACUAUAGUACAACUUGAGUUCCUGCUUAGAGACAUUUGAUGUUUUUUUAAAACUGUGAAAAAAUGACAGAUUCUAAUAAAAAAGAGACCAAGUCUGCAAGUCCUGUACAGAGUGCUGUAUUCCUUUUUGGAGUGGCAGGAGCUGCUGCUAUGGGUGGUUUUGGAAUGAUGUUAGCACAAUCUAAAAAGCGAAGUCCUGCAGACUUUCAUGCUGGUAGUGCUCCAGAAGCUGGACUUGAAAGUGGGGCCAAGUUAGCUAUGCGUGCGCUCGGCAGGGCUACGGUCUACUCUGUUGGCGGUUUUUCUAUUUUCUGCUUUGCAGUCUGGAAACUGAUGGGUGUGCAUAGUUUAGCGGAGUUUACUUCUAAAAUGCAAAGAAUUAUGCCAAGAGUACCACCAGCAAAAACAUCAACGGGAGAAGAUGUGGACUGGGAUGAGUUAUUUGGGUCAACUAAACAAGCUAGAGAAAAAUGUGUUGAAUUUGGUCAAACUUCGGAAUGAAAAUUUAUAUUUUUUCUCAUAUUUGUUGUAAAAAACCUGGUACCUUCGUACCUACACUGUCAACACUCCCAAUUCAGUUAAAAAGUGGCCUGCUUUUACAUGUUGCUAACACACGUGGAAAGAGGCAGCUUUGAAACUAUGUUGAUUAAAAAUAUCAGGUUAUUGUAGUGGAUGUCCUAUAUUUAAAAAAAUGCUUUGCUGUGGGCAUUAACUUUCGUCCUUUAUUUGAAGAUCUGUUCUUUGGAAAGAGAGACAGACAGUUUUUUCAAUUAAUCAUCGUAAAUAAUUAUCGUUUCAAAAUUUUAGUUCAGUGGUAGAAAUGUGUUGCAUUUCAAACGAUUCUUGUUUUUCAG